AGCCCCUCACUAGUCACGCUCCCCUCCCCGCCCCGCCUGCCGUGCGGGAAUAAGCGAAGGGAAGAUUCGCCCCCGACGCGACGCCCCGACCCCGAUUCCAUUCCAUUCCCCACUCUAGCCUCCGUGUCCUCUCCUCUUCAUCUUCCUCUUCCUCCCCCCCCCCCCCCCCCCCCCCCCCCGGCGACGGCGAGCGGGAGCACCGGUCGACCCAGCGCGGCGCGGGAGGCCGGGAUGGACCCGACGCCGCCGCGCUCGGGGCGCCGCCGCCGACGCCGCGAGUACCUGCUCGCGCUCGAGGAGGAGCGGCGCAAGAUCCAGGUCUUCCAGCGGGAGCUGCCCCUCUGCCUCGAGCUCGUCACGCAGACUAUUGAGGGGAUGAGGAGCCAGGUGGACGGCGGCAGCGAGGAGACGGUCAGCGACCACGGCCCCGUGCUCGAGGAGCUCAUGCCGCUCAAGCCCAGCCUCUCCCUCUCCAUCUCCUCCGAGGAGCACGAGAGCGGCGCCGGUGCCGGGAAGAGGGAGGAGGCCGCCGAGACGCCGCCGCCGGAGGCCACGAAGCAGCAGGCCACGCCGGACUGGCUCCGGUCCGUGCAGCUCUGGAGCCAGGAGCCCCAGCAGCGGCCGUCACCCCCUCCGUCCCCGCAGCAGCCGCUGUGCAAGCCGGUGGCGCUGAGCGCCCGGAAGGCCGGCGGCGCGUUCCAGCCGUUCGAGAAGCAGAAGAAGCGCGCCGAGGCGCCGGCCUCGUCGGCGACCACGGCGGCGGCGGUCGUCGGGGACAGCAGCGACGGCGCGCCCGCCGACACGGACGCGGCGGGGAGGCGGCCGCGCAGCGCCGACAAGGAGACGAGCGGAGACGCCGAGGACAAGGGGAGCGAUAGGAAGGACGGCAAGGGCGGCGGCGAAGAGGGCCAGUCGCAGGCGCAGGCGCCCGCCCGGAAGCCGCGCCGGUGCUGGGCGCCGGAGCUCCACCGCCGGUUCCUGCAGGCGCUCCAGCAGCUCGGCGGAUCCCACGUGGCGACGCCGAAGCAGAUCCGGGAGCUCAUGAAGGUCGACGGCCUCACCAACGACGAGGUCAAGAGCCAUCUGCAGAAGUAUCGGCUGCACACGAGGCGGCCGAACGCGGCGGCGACGGUCCAGAGCACCGGCACCAGCACCGCGCCGGCGCCGCCCGUGCCGCAGUUCAUCGUGGUGGGAGGCAUCUGGGUGCCGCCGCCGCCGGAGUACGCCGCGGCGGCGGCACAGCCAGCCGGCGGCAACGCGCCAGGAACGACGACGACGACCGCCGCCGGCACGGUGUACGCUCCGGUGGCGACGCUGCCGUCCGGAGUGCAGCGGCCGCGGCAGGGCCCGCCGAGGCAGUCGAGCGGGUGCUCCGACGGCCGGCGCAGCGGCGACGCCAGCUCGGGCUCGCCGGCCGUGUCGUCGUCGUCGCACACCACCUCCGCCUGAUCAGCACGCCUCGCCGCCACCUUCCCCUCCUUGAUCCUAGUAGGUGACUAGGUGUAGAUCGAUCCGACGGUACAUGCUAGACUAUAGAGUGAGAGAGAGACGUAGUAAAUCUGAGAGUGCUUUGAUUUCAUGGUGCUAGCCUAGCUUGCUGCGGCUGCUUAGCUCGGAUCGCGAUCCAUUCUGGCCGGCCGCACAUCUAGGUUUAAUUGUCUGGUGUUCUAGCCAUGUUGUUCUGAUGCGAGGAUAACACUGUUUGGAGCUUCGGAUCAGGCCGUGUUUAGUUCGCUCAAAGUUCCAAAAAAGAUUCCAUCGCUACAGUAAUUCACUACUGGAAACUUUCA
Molecule: messenger RNA, 1790 nt
Organism: Panicum virgatum (switchgrass)
Lineage: Eukaryota; Viridiplantae; Streptophyta; Magnoliopsida; Poales; Poaceae
Product: transcription factor NIGT1-like
Exons: 4
Coding region: 232-1449 (405 amino acids)
Biological process (GO): regulation of DNA-templated transcription
Molecular function (GO): DNA-binding transcription factor activity; DNA binding
Source: RefSeq, a predicted model, not a curated record